Molecule: messenger RNA, 877 nt
Organism: Caenorhabditis elegans
Lineage: Eukaryota; Metazoa; Nematoda; Chromadorea; Rhabditida; Rhabditidae
Gene: M03F8.7
Product: G-protein coupled receptors family 1 profile domain-containing protein
Exons: 5
Coding region: 158-877 (239 amino acids)
Biological process (GO): signal transduction; G protein-coupled receptor signaling pathway
Cellular component (GO): membrane
Molecular function (GO): G protein-coupled receptor activity; G protein-coupled peptide receptor activity
Source: RefSeq, marked reviewed
ACAGUCACGGAAAAAUAUGAUUGUUAUUGAAUUACUCUUAAAAUCAGUAAUGUAAAUAAUGAAAAGUGACAAGUUCAUUCACUGAUCUUGGCAUGCUGAUGUUCUCAGCUGGUAUUUAACUCAAGAUUUGUCUGAAAAAGUUUUCCAAGAAGUUGAAAUGAUUUGUAAUCAAAGCUUUUAUUUGCUACCUCCAGGAAACAAUUCUUCAAUGUCGUUGGGGAUUGUUUCGGUUUUAGAAACAAUAGAAAGAUUUUACAACUCUCUUCACCUGUUAACAUUUCUAAGUUUCACUUUGAACAGUGCAAUACUUAUUGUACUUUCCCAUAAACAAAUGCGUAAACUUGGAAUCAAUGUCAUGAUGAUGGCAAUAGCGUUUUGUGAUUUUGGAUGUUCCAUAUGUGUAAUUGUCAAUUUUAUUCUAGGACCUCCUCUCAAUGGAAAACUUGAGGAAUCAUAUGUCAAUUCAGUAUUCCAUUUAGUUUACGAUUCAAUUACUAUUGGAUUUCAUUCCUCUUCGAUUUUUAUAGGUGUCGGGAUGGCUUUUUGUAGGAUUAUGUCUUUGACAUUUUCCAAUCGCAACAGAUCUCGUUUGGACCGAUCUUCAUCACUUAUUUUAUCAGUUCUAAUAGUUUUCUUGUUCACUGAACUACCUCAAGCCAUUACUGACAUUUUUGGAGCACUUUUCAUUGCAGAUUUCCUCAACCACGUGAUCACCAACCUGGAGGACAUUCUUGAUAUCUUAUCAAGUGUCAAUUCUACUGUUAUUUUCUUCAUCUAUAGUCUGUCCCAACAGUUUCGGCAAAUUUUUGUAGAGACAUUUGUUCCAUCAGUGCUCCGAACUUUAAACACUCGAAAAGUAAUUAAAAAAUUUAUUUAA